Anarrhichthys ocellatus (wolf-eel) is the source of this 4457-nucleotide messenger RNA. RefSeq names its product potassium channel, subfamily K, member 10b (gene kcnk10b). Gene Ontology annotation, cellular component: plasma membrane. Lineage: Eukaryota; Metazoa; Chordata; Actinopteri; Perciformes; Anarhichadidae. The transcript is spliced from 7 exons. The coding region runs from base 524 to 2299 and encodes 591 amino acids. Gene Ontology annotation, biological process: stabilization of membrane potential; potassium ion transmembrane transport. The record is from RefSeq and is a predicted model, not a curated record. Gene Ontology annotation, molecular function: potassium ion leak channel activity; outward rectifier potassium channel activity.
UAUUAUAAAAAUGGAUGAUGCAAAGCUAGAGGCAAAUUUCCCCCCAGAUAGUUCCAGUAAAAUGCAGGUGGAGUGGAGCACUUUGGGGAAUGAAAGGGAGGAGAGCAUCCUUCCCCGUUGUUCUUGCUGCGGCGUAACGCAUGGGUAAAGUUGCUUAUUUUUGGAUGCACGGGCUGGUGUUUGUGGACCUGACCACCGGUGUUUUGUGUGCGUUUGGGAAUGAGACGUGAUGUGGGUUGGUCCUCCGAGCAGUGCGACAGUGAAAUGUCUCACGACGAGUAUCUUUAAGACAAACACCGCGCGUCCAAGCGAGGUGGAGAAAAAAAAGGAGGGGGGGGACAGCAGAGGCAGACAAUGCGGUUCUGCGAUGCGUUUAUUCCUCCGUACAAUUUACGCCCACAUCCACGAUAACAUGUUGUCAAGAAGCUGUGGGAGGGUUCCUCGUAAUUUGGCUAAUUUUCUUUAUUUUUAAUAUUGGAUUGACCAAAAUUUCCUUACGAUUUGAUUGAGAACAAAAAUAAAGAUGAAAUUUCCAAUAGAAAACCCAAGGAAACAAGUUAACUGGGACCCCGAACAAGUGGCGGUCCAGACCAACUUGGUCCCUCCCAAAAAGGUCCAGUCUGGCAUGACGAAGUCAAGUCUAGUCCAGGCCAGCGUGGCCACCAUGCAGAACCCCAUGGGCUGCGACCCUAAGGCCAAUGGUCAUUGUCCACUCCCACGCCUGUCCAUCUCCUCCCGUUCUGCCAGCGUGGUAGCCAGCAUGGACGCUAGCUGUGACGGCAUGGCCGCAGCACUCCACUCAGUGAUGAAGUGGAAGACGGUGCUGGCGGUGUUCAUCGUGGUCGUUCUCUACCUGGUUUGUGGAGGUCUGGCAUUCAGGGCACUGGAGCAGCCGUUUGAGAGCAACCAGAAGAACAGUAUCACUCUGGAGAAGGCUUUGUUCUUGAAGAGACACCACUGUGUUACUCCUAAUGAGCUGGAGGCACUCAUCAAGCAUGCCAUAGAUGCUGUGAGUGCUGGAGUGAGUCCUAUUGGAGACACAUCAUACAAUUCCAGUUACUGGGACCUGGGCAGUGCCUUCUUCUUCGCUGGAACUGUCAUCACAACCAUAGGUUAUGGAAACAUAGCUCCAAGCACGCAGGGCGGGAAAAUCUUCUGCAUCCUUUAUGCCAUAUUUGGCAUCCCUCUCUUUGGCUUCUUGUUGGCGGGGAUUGGGGACCAGCUGGGCACCAUCUUUGUGAAAAGCAUCUUGAGGGUUGAGAAGAUAUUCAGGCAAAAACACAAACAGAUCAGCCAGACUAAGAUCAGAGUGACGUCCACCAUCCUGUUCAUUCUGGCUGGCUGCAUUGUUUUUGUCACCAUCCCUGCUGUCAUCUUUAAACACAUUGAGGGCUGGACCGCACUGGAGGCCAUCUACUUUGUUGUGAUAACACUCACCACAGUGGGUAUAGGAGACUAUGUGGCAGGUGGUGAUAGCAGGAUCGACUAUAUGAAGUGGUACAAGCCUCUGGUGUGGUUCUGGAUCUUGGUGGGUUUGGCGUACUUUGCGGCCGUCCUCAGCAUGAUUGGAGACUGGCUUCGAGUACUGUCUAAAAAGACCAAAGAAGAGGUUGGGGAGAUUAAAGCUCAUGCAGCUGAAUGGAAGGCAAAUGUUCGAGCAGAGUUCCGUGAAACGCGACGUCGUCUGAGUGUUGAGAUCCAUGACAAGCUCCAGCGGGCAGCCACCAUCCGCAGCAUGGAGCGCCGACAGCUCGGCCUGGAGCAGCGAGCUCACUCCCUGGACAUGCUGUCUCCAGAGAAGCGGGCCUUGUUCGCCAGCUUGGAUGCCGGCCGCUUUAAGACUUCCUCCCAGGAGAGUAUCGACACCAAGCUCAACAACCUGAGGCUGAAGGGGGCCUGUGAGCCAUACGACCAUCAAGGGAGUGAGCAAACGCCACAAACGGCGUCUUCCUCUGAGGAUAAUCUCUUCAACCUGCGCUGCGGAUCCCUCACCAAGCUGGCCAGACGCAACAAGAACCGCGAGCUGCGGAGGAACAUUAAUGACGAUGUGCGACGGGCUAGUGUAUGUGUAAACAAUGGCAGUGCCAUGCUGGGUGAGGAGAGGACGGAAGAAGAAGAUGGGGAGCCAGAUGAGGAAAACGGAGAAAGAAAAGAGGGAAACACCAGUCUGACAAACCUGUCACAAAACGCAAUGGAGCGCAGCAAGUUGAAUGAGUUCACACCAGUGCAGGCCAAAGAUAGCGAACGACUAAGCAUUGAAUGGAAAAGUGCCUCAGAGAGAGAGAGAGAAACAGAGUGAAAGAUAGAGACUGAGACACAGAACAAGAGUGCAUGGACCUUUGAGAUGUCAGUAAAUGUGCCUUUCUGUUUCCUAUGCUUAGAUUGGAACUGCUCCCAGGAAAUCCAGUCAUCACGCCAUAGCCAUGGAAAGAAAAUGUGUUGCCAAAAAAUUGAAGAGACAGAAGAGGCUGCAGUUAAAAUACGUAUAGGAUGUUACUGUAGGAUGGGCAACUUAAGGAAUUUCCUCUCUACAGGAGCUAUCUUUUCAGCUUUGUUGUCUUUCAGCCUCGACUCUUGGCGCUUAAGAGACACUUGGGCAACGGCUGUCUGUUAAUGUUGAAUCUUAUCUCCUAACAAUGUGGGCAGGACACGCAGAGAGCUAGCUUCAGGUCAUCCAUCUUCAGAAACAUUAUGGCUCUCCGCUUCAUCAUCUCAUACUGUGGUGGCUAUUUUUAGCUCAGCUACCAAAGGACUAGAACGUUAAAUGAAUGGAGGGUGGGAGUUUUUUUUUCCGCUGGAUCAAUAGACAAUACCAACACUUACCUGGGUGACAUAUACAAUUACUCUUGGUAUGUGACUUUGGAAAUGCAGCCUAAGGGUAUAAACUCUGCUACAUACUAAGAGCUCAUAAAAACAAACUAACACCUAGAUUGUGCAUGGUUAUUAAAACAAAACCAGAGCAGUUAAUUGACUUACUUGAAAGCUUGAAAUGACAGCAGUAAUAAUGUUUAUUUUUGUUUAAAUAAAAUGAAAUGUGCCGCUUUCUUUCACAUUUUGUAAAAAAAAAGAUGUAUUUCAGUAAUGAUUGCCAACAUUGUGGAUGAACACCGAGCUUCACCUGACAGACACAUUUAAUCACCUUUGGCCAACAGAUUGUCAGCCAUGUUGAAAACUCUUUUUUGUAAAUGACAUUCACUUUUAUCACAAAUGUCUUCAGACUUUUUAAUUAAUGAAUGUGAUGCUGUUGAUUUUGUACUCAUCAAGCAUGUUUGCAUCCGUGUUUACUCCUUUUUAUAUCAGCCAAGCACUUAAGUUCAAAUUUCAAUUGAACUGUAACGUAUGAACUAAACAUGUAAUGUUUCUUUUUUCGUAUUUCUUUUCUGAAACACGGUCAAACAUUGUGGCUUCAAUUGUCUUCACACUGAAAUGUGUUUUCCUGCAGUUCCUAGAGGUUGACUCAUUGAAAUAUUUGACACAUUUCAACUUUAUUUGCUUUUUACAAACAGGCCCUGACGCUACUACCCGACGCCUUCUUUACAUUUUUGAAGAAUUAUUAGAUUAUAAAAAAUUAAAGGCGAAUUAUACACACACUGGUUGUACUUGUAACCUGUUUUAUCUGAUAUCCUUUUCAUGACUCGACAAGUUUGUUGUGUACAGUUUUUUUUUUAAUGAACAGAUCACAUUAAAUGUAGUGAGUGCCUUUCUCCAGAUAAUAAACAUGACAAAAUAAAUUGAAAAGGUGGUAAUUGCUAUUGCGCUGGCGAGGUACGUUAAAAGAGUAUUACCUUUCCGAGGGCAUUGCUACAAAUUAUAUUAUAACAUAGGCCUUUUUCACAGCUGACAGUAUAACGUGUCAGACUAGAAAAAGCACAGGUGUAACUAACAUCAUUAUUGAUGGCUUUGUUCACCAGUGAGCCAUAAGCGUGCCAGCAUGCACAGUAACAGGACCCUGAAACUGGAGCAGCUAAAUGGGAUUUAGUCAGCAUUAAUUUGAUUAUUACUAUCAUGAACCGUGUUUAUAAAGAUUUGCUGAGUGGUGGAUGAAGGAGAUGCCACACGUUACCAUCGUUGAAGCUAAUGUACUAUCAUCAGAGGCUGUACUACACAAUGCAAAGAAAGAACCAUGUAACUUUGUCCAGCUGCACACCUAGAAGAACCGCUAUAUUUGCCAGCUGGGUGGAAUAAAUGUUGAAUUAGAGAGACUAAUGUGUAUGUGGCCAGUAUGCAACCUGCUCUUAGAGGGCACGGGUUCCGGCCUGUGUUAUUUUUGGUGUUUUUUCACACCCGCAAAAUAUUUUGGCACACAUGAAAUUAGCAGUUUUGAGAUAAACGUGUAGUUAUAAAACUGUUUCAGCUGUAUUAAUAUUAUUAUUUUGGAGCCUAAACACAAUAUCUUUCCUUGUUAAACAUGUAUAGUCUUUAACUGGAAAUGUUUAAUGUUAUUGAAUUAUGAUCCA